AUGCGUCAAAACUCACGUUCUUUUCGCCCGCGCGCCCUGACGUCGAUCACGUCCUUCGACGACGAUGAACUCGCUCUGUCGGACGACGACGACACGACCAGAGGUGAUUCGCGACGCUCGUCGACAUCGCGGGCGGUGACGGCGGCGCGCAGGUUCGAGUUUGCCAGGGCGGGCGAAGGCGACGACGCGCUCAUGGCGACGCUUCGAAGACGCGUCGUGGAACCGAUCAGAGCGCUCGACGCGACGAUGGAAGCUCUGAGCGAUGACGAGUUACGAAUGAGAACUGCGGAGUUUCGGGAGCGGCUGAAAAAGGGUGAGACGCUGGACGACGUGCUCGUGGAGGCAUUCGCGACGGUUCGAGAGGCGUCAAAGCGCGAGCUGGGUUUGACGCACUUUGACGUGCAGUUGAUCGGCGGCGCGCUUUUGCACGAUGGAUGGGUCGCAGAAAUGAGCACCGGGGAGGGUAAGACGCUCGUGGCGACGUUGCCAGCGUAUUUGAACGCGUUGGAGGGGAAAGGGGUGCACGUAGUAACAGUGAACGAUUACCUCGCGGCUCGAGACGCGGCAGAGAUGGGACGCAUAUAUAGAUUCUUAGGGCUGACCGUGGGGGUGAUUCAGAGCGACAUGGAACCUGCAGAGCGACAGUUGGCGUACGCGUGCGACAUCACGUACGUGACGAACACGGAGAUAGGUUUCGAUUACUUGCGCGACAACAUGGCAAACGCGGCCGACGACAUGGUGGUGCUCAUGCGUCCGUUCAACUUUGCCAUCGUGGACGAAGUCGACAGCGUGUUGAUCGAUGAGGGACGAAAUCCGUUGCUAAUCACGGGCGUGGGCGAGGUGAACGACGACGACAUGUACAGAACAGCCGCGAAAGUUGCCGAACACCUGAUUGUGGGACGAGAUUUCAAAGUUGUCUUGAAGGAGAAAUCGGCCGAGCUCACGGAUGAGGGCAUGUCACGAGCAGAGAUGAUGCUACAAGUAGACGAUCUAUGGGACGCUCAGAAUCCAAUGGGAAAGUAUGUGUUGCUCGCCGUGAAGGCGAAGGCUCUGUUCAUCAAGGAUGUUGACUACAUCGUGCGAGAUGGUAAAGUCAUCAUCGUCGACCCGUCCACCGGUCGCGUGCAGCCGAAUCGAAGAUGGAACGACAAUCUUCACCAAGCGGUCGAGGCGAAGGAGGGUGUCGAGAUAAACGGAGAAAAUUCCAUCAUCGCUUCUAUUUCCUACCAGUGCCUGUUCAAGCUCUACAAGAAACUGAGUGGUAUGACAGGCACUGCGGCGACGGAGUCAGAAGAGUUUUACACGACGUAUGGCCUCGGCGUCGCAAGCGUACCGACGAAUAAACCCAACCUUCGGAUCGAUUCUCCGACGGCGUUGUUCUUGAAGAGUUCGCCGCGGUGGUACGCCGUUGCGGAUUUGAUUCUCAACUGUCACUUGGACGGGCGACCCGUACUCGUGGGUACGACUUCAGUGGAGAACUCGGAGCUCUUGAGCGCGAUUCUCGACGCUUACGUGUGGGAAACACCGGAUGGGAGAAAGAUUGAGGGCAUUCCGCACGAGUUACUAAAUGCGCGUCCGCAGUACGCGGCACGCGAAGCGGAGAUUGUUUCGCAGGCUGGUAGACAGUAUGCGGUGACCAUCUCCACAAACAUGGCUGGUCGUGGGACGGACAUUUUACUCGGUGGCAGCGCGCACGGCCUCGCCAAUCGCGCUCUCAAGGAUAAGUUGUGGCCGUACUUGGUAGAGAACGGCGAGGUGGACGAAGCGGCUGUACUCAUGCACGUGAACCUAUCACCGAUAACCGAGCAAGCGCUGCAGCAGGCUGAGCUCGUGGCGCGAGCGUCCGUGAUGACCGCCGGGUCUCUGGAUGCGGAGCAAGCCGACAAGCUCUUCGUUGAUGCGCUCGUCCAAGCCGAAGAGUGGCUCCGCAGAGACAUUGAUCCAACGUUCCCGAACGAUGUCGAAGUGCUCAUAAAAUCCAUCUACACGGCGGCGUAUGCCGUUUUGCGAGACUGCCAAGCGCAGUGCGAAGCCGAGCGCGAAGUCGUGCGCAAGGUCGGCGGACUUCAAGUCAUUGGCACGUCCAUUCAUGACAGUCGUCGCGUUGACAAUCAGCUUCGCGGGCGUGCGGGGCGUCAGGGCGAUCCAGGAAGCACGAUAUUUUGCGUGUCCGCCGAAGAUGAACUGUUGCAAACAUACUGUCCUGGCUGGGGUAACCAAAACUUGUGGAUGUUUGCCGGCGUCGACGAGAACGCACCAAUCUUCUCCGACAUGGUGGACAGACAGCUUCGAUCGGUGCAAAAACAGAUUGAGGAUUAUCUCGCAUCUGGUCGUCAGUCUACAUUUGAUUCCGACAUGGUGCUCGAUAGCCAGCGCGAGGCUGUCUAUAAACUGCGCCGGCAGAUUCUGUUGAGCAGCCAGUCUUCGCUGAGAAAGCGGCUGUUCAAGUACAUGGGUCAACUUGUCGACGACGCGUGUGAGCGCGCGGGCGUUUCUGGAGGCGUUUCACCGAAGAAGUGGGAUUUUGAUCGUCUUAUUCGAGAGCUCCGCCUUGUGUUCAUCGGUAGAAUGGAUCACUGGUUAUCAAUGACUAGAAAGCCGUUGAGCGAUGACCCCCACUACCUCCCGGGCGUGACUGCUGCGGAUAUCAAAAGAGCCGUCAUCCAGGACGAGUCGCUUCCUGUUCCACGCCCAAUGCCACCGUUAACGGUGCCGCCGGCGAUGGCAAAAGCCGCGAUUUGUGGCGUACUGGUAGAAAUCCCAGAUGGUCACGAUAGCAAGUUCGUUCAAGACACAGAGCCUGAAGCUUCCGAUGAGGCGCUCAUGGAACGCCUGGCGGAACGUUUGGCGCCUCCAUCUGGCGUUGAGUUCUCACAGGAGUACAUAAAGAGAUGGAGCAAGGGAUGGCACGCGCGAAAAGCGCGAGGUCUUCGAUCGUAUCUCACGGAAGCUGCCGUACAAAUGUACCUCGAUCGAUUUGCUCGCCUAGCCGCGCAAGACUAUGAUCGCACGGAACUCGAGGAUGUGGAACGCCUGUGGGCGCUUCGAGCCGUGGACACGCUCUGGCAGCAGCAUCUCGCGCAGAUGGAGGUCUUGCGCACGAGCGUUCAAGUUCGCAGCUUCGGACACUUGGAUCCGAAGGAUGAAUUCCGCAUCGACGGCGCGAGAGCCUUUGUCUCGCUCGUGGAGGGUAUUCGCGAGGACAUGGUGAAGAACAUCUUCUACUUUGUCGGCGCAAGUGUCGAACCAAUCACCGACUUUGACCGUGAAGAACGGGGUCAAGUUGAGUCGGAUGGUGAACCAACGGAAGCUUAG
Ostreococcus tauri is the source of this 3315-nucleotide messenger RNA. RefSeq names its product Protein translocase subunit SecA. NCBI's taxonomy places the organism in Eukaryota, Viridiplantae, Chlorophyta, Mamiellophyceae, Mamiellales, Bathycoccaceae. The transcript has a single exon. Gene Ontology annotation, cellular component: chloroplast envelope; membrane. The record is from RefSeq and is a predicted model, not a curated record. Gene Ontology annotation, molecular function: ABC-type protein transporter activity; ATP binding. Bases 1 to 3315 code for a protein of 1104 amino acids. Gene Ontology annotation, biological process: protein targeting; protein import.